Molecule: messenger RNA, 896 nt
Organism: Uranotaenia lowii
Lineage: Eukaryota; Metazoa; Arthropoda; Insecta; Diptera; Culicidae
Product: eukaryotic translation initiation factor 4E-like
Exons: 1
Coding region: 136-669 (177 amino acids)
Biological process (GO): translational initiation
Cellular component (GO): eukaryotic translation initiation factor 4F complex
Molecular function (GO): translation initiation factor activity; RNA 7-methylguanosine cap binding
Source: RefSeq, a predicted model, not a curated record
UUCAAUAACCCACCCGUUGCAUAAAACAAUACGAGCGUAUUGUUUUUUAACCAAAACUGAGGAUCAAGGAAGAAAUGUGCAAGGUAAAAAAAAAAAAAAAAACCCUUUUUGGAAAAAACGACGUUAAGCGUGCAAAUGAGCGGUAAAACGUCACGGCAGUUUCCGCCAAACAGUCAAGUGUGGCUGAUAUCCCGCGAAAAGCUCCGGAGAAGAAAAAAAUUCCCGGUCCCCGGUUUCAAUCAACGUGUCGGGGUAGAUAUUCUCGAGCUAAGCCGAUUUUUUUUUACGAUCAUGGCUGGAAAAACGAAGAAGGAGGUUUUGCAACGACCGGAGGUCACCGAGCGAAAUCAUGCCGACCAGGACGGCAUCGUCGAUCCGGAAAGCUGCAUCAAGCAUCCGCUGCAAUUCCAUUGGACGCUCUGGUAUCAGGAACCGGAUAAGGACAAAUCGUGGGGAGGCAACCUGAACGAGGUGGCCACCGUCGGUGCCGUUGAGGACUUCUGGAAAUUAUGCAACCACAUCAAGAGCCCGUCGGACCUGAAGACCGGGGGCGAUUGUUCGCUGUUCAAGCAGGGCAUCCGCCCCAUGUGGGAAGACGAGAAGAAUUUCCGCGGCGGCCGGUGGGUGAUCAACGUGCCCCGGCAGCAGCACCACGAAUUGGACAAAUAGUGGCUGGAUACGAUAUGGUGUCGAAUUGGCGAGGUUUUCGAUAAUCCUGAAGAAAUUUGCGGUGCCGUCGUGGAUGUUCGCCCGAAGAUGAAUGAAAUUGCGAUUUGGACCACCACUGUCAUGAACCGGGACGCGCCGAUGCCGGAGAAAGCUGUAAGUCAAUUUCUUGCCAUAUUCGAACCAUAAAUUAUAAAGAGGUUGGGUAAAUUUGUUGCCAGAAAAUUAAA